Penicillium digitatum Pd1 is the source of this 555-nucleotide messenger RNA. Its product is annotated as EF-Hand 1, calcium-binding site. Lineage: Eukaryota; Fungi; Ascomycota; Eurotiomycetes; Eurotiales; Aspergillaceae. The record is from RefSeq and is a predicted model, not a curated record.
AUGAGCAACGAAGCCCACAAGACAUCCGAGGCCGCUAGCAAUUUCAACCCAAACGGCUUCGUCACUGACCGCGAGGUCGGCGGCCAGCGACGUUCCAUCCGCCACUAUAACAAUGGACGAAUAUCAAGGCGCGGUAGUAGUGUUGAAGGUAGCAUCCGAAUAAAGAUGCACGGGCACUCCAAAGUGACCGGAGGUCGCGCCAGGCCUCCCACCUUCCACUUCAGAUGCCUAAGCGGCCGGUCUACUCCAGCUGUUGCAUCCGGUCCAUCUGAUAACGCUAAUAUCACUGCUGAGAUGGCCAAGCUUACCGUUGACCAUCCCACUAGCCCUAAGAUAGAAGGACUCAGCAAGAAGUUGAACCUCGAUGCCGAUCCGGGGACCGAGACUGUGACUCUGCGAAAAGUCACUCCCUCGUCUACGGCUAGUAUGGCCUCCUCUACUUGCAGCUUCGGUAGCAAUAGCUCUGUCAAUGCUAGGAUAGCGGAAAUAGAAGAUCGAGUAAGAAAGCAUGUCAAGACACGGCUUCAGUUUGUAAAGGAGGAAGAUGGAGAGUAG